AUGAAUACAACUAGAGGUCUUGUCACUGCUGUGAGAACAAGUGCGAGAUCUACGAAAACCGUGCCAAGAUCUUUGAGAAGACAAUCAUCCUUCAAAGCCAUCAACCUUCUACAAAAGUCCUCCCAGAAUUUCUCAAGAUUAUAUCAUGGAUCUGCUACACGCAAUGCUACCCCGGCGUCAUUGGCAGAGGCUUCUAAUCCAGCAAUGGCAUUUCCUUGUCUAGAUGCCCUCGAAACCAAGUCUGCGACCUUAGAAGCUCGUUCACUUUCAAGUGGCCCAGAGCCAUCCUAUACCAGCGGAGCCACCCUCAAAUACCAUUGCGAUGACCCUUUGCUACUCGAUUGGGGAGGUGUACUGCGGAAAUUUGAUAUUGCUUAUGAGUCAUGGGGUGAAAUCAACGCCGACAAGUCGAAUGUCAUUUUACUGCACACUGGUUUGUCUGCAUCUUCACAUGCACAUUCAACACAAGCGAAUCCCAAGCCAGGGUGGUGGGAAAAGUUCAUAGGUCCGGACAAAAGCCUCGAUACAAGCAAAUAUCAUAUCAUAUGUACGAAUGUUAUUGGGGGGUGUUAUGGCUCAACAGGACCCUCGACGAUCGACCCUGCCGAUGGAAAACGGUAUGCAACGAGGUUCCCAAUUCUUACUAUGGAAGAUAUGGUGCGGGCACAGUUUCGAUUACUCGACGGGCUCGGAAUCACAAAACUAUAUGCCAGUGUUGGCUCGAGUAUGGGCGGCAUGCAAUCAUUGGCUGCCGGCGUUCUAUUUCCUGAAAGGGUUGGCCGAGUGGCCAGUAUUUCAGGGUGCGCACGAAGCCACCCAUACAGCAUUGCAAUGCGCCAUACUCAACGGCAAGUGUUGAUGAUGGAUAAGAACUGGAAUCGAGGAUUUUACUACGAUCAUAUUCCUCCUCACGCAGGUAUGAAACUUGCGCGUGAAAUUGCAACGGUAACAUACCGUUCGGGGCCUGAAUGGGAGUUAAGAUUCGGUCGAAGAAGAGCCGAUCCAAGCAAGCAACCUGCCUUAUGUCCGGAUUUUCUUAUCGAGACAUAUCUCGAUCACGCAGGAGAGAAAUUUUGUCUAGAGUACGAUCCAAAUAGUCUCCUCUAUGUUAGCAAGGCCAUGGAUCUCUUUGACCUCGGCGCAACAAAUCAGCUUGGUGCUUCAUCAAGGAGGGCGGAUAAUCUGGCACGUAGAAAAGCUGGGUCUGAAUCAGAAUCUUCCCUUGGAGAUGCAGCCUGCAGCCUUACUCUUCCCGAGAGCCCAUACGAGGAACAACCAGAAGCAAAUGGGCCAACAGAUCUUAAUACACCCAUUGAGCCAUCUUCUGGUCCUCCUGCUGAUUUAGUAUCUGGGAUGAAAGCCAUGAAAGAUCAUCCUACCCUAGUUAUGGGUAUUUCUAGCGACAUCCUGUUCCCGGCGUGGCAGCAAAGAGAGGUUGCUAAUACGCUAAGAAAGGCAGGAAAUACCAAAGUAAGCCAUGUCGAGCUUGGGGAGGACGUAAGUCAAUUCGGACAUGAUACAUUCCUAUUGGAUGUAGAGCAUGUCGGCGGGCCAUUGAAGGAGUUCUUGGCACUAAUCGUGGAUCCGGAUUCGAGAACUGGACUUUUAGAGGACACCUUCUAUCCAGACUCAAACUCAGACAUCAGUUCCGAAUAUCGAGACGACGACCAGGAUCAAUUGGAAUUCGGUACAGACAGAGCUAGAAGAGAUAACAUGAGUUCCAUAAAGGGAGAUGGUGCGAAAGCAAUAGGGGUAGAGACCAACAUCAGUUCUCUGGGAGGAGAGAGACAAACAAAGUCGAGUGAUAGCGCAGCUCCAGGAGGUAGUGGGAGCUUUGAGAGGGCUGGCGAUAGAGCCGCGGAAGAUCAGGUUGAUGCAGAAGUUCUGGAACAUGCCAUUGAGAACUUAGAAGCUAAAAAGAAGGCGUGGUGGGCUUAUUUGCUUACACGAGAUUUUUGGAUUAUCUUACUUCUUGGACAAAUUCUUUCUCUAUGCAUCACGGCUACGAACACGUUCACAACACUCCUUGCGAACAAGGGAACGUCGAUUCCGGCUUUUCAGACACUUUUCAAUUACAUAGUUUUGUGCGCUAUCUACACGACAUAUACUAUUUAUAAGUAUGGAUGGAGAAAUUUCUUGAAAAUUCUCUGGGUAGAUGGCUGGAAAUACGCCAUCUUGUCUUUCAUGGAUGUCGAGGGAAAUUAUUUCACCGUGUUGGCUUAUCGAUGGACCAAUGUUCUCAGCGCCCAACUUCUCAACUUUUGGUCUAUCAUUUGCGUUGUAAUCGUUUCUUUUAUUUUCCUCCGCGUUCGGUACAAGUGGCUUCAGGUCCUUGCCAUUCUUGUUUGUUGUGGUGGAAUGGGCAUCCUCCUUGCAUCUGAUCACAUUACUGGAUCCAAUGGAGGCAGUCCAUCGACCAUGUUGAAAGGUGACCUUUUCGGAUUAGCAGGCGCUACCCUGUACGGACUCUCCAAUGUUUUUGAGGAAUGGUUCGUUUCCAAACGUCCCAUGUACGAAGUCCUAGGCAUGCUUGGUCUCUUCGGAAUCAUCAUCAAUGGCAUCACAGCCGCCAUAUUCGAUCGUCACUCAUUUAAAACCGCCGUCUGGGACGGCGAAGUCGGUGGCUACAUUGUUGGAUACACACUCGCUCUCACACUCUUCUAUACACUCGCCCCCAUCAUUUUGCGCAUGGCCUCGGCGGCAUUCUUUGAUAUAUCGCUUCUCACGGCUAAUUUCUGGGGUGUCAUCAUUGGUAUCAAGGUUUUUGGAUACACGGUAUACUUCUUGUAUCCAAUAGCUUUUGUGUUGAUCAUCCUCGGAUUAUUUGUAUAUUUCUUAGCAGGCAGUAUGCUGGGAGAUGCGGUCAAACCGUGGUUAGGCAAAGAUCAACAGGCCGGCGUAGCGGGUGUAGGAACCGCAAAGUUGAAGGCGAUCAAGGAGGCGAGGAGAGAGGGACUGGUUAAUACGGGGGAGAGAAUGGCUUGA
Molecule: messenger RNA, 2985 nt
Organism: Sclerotinia borealis F-4128
Lineage: Eukaryota; Fungi; Ascomycota; Leotiomycetes; Helotiales; Sclerotiniaceae
Source: the annotation of a GenBank genome assembly